Nycticebus coucang (slow loris) is the source of this 4396-nucleotide messenger RNA. It is a transcript of the gene FMR1, whose product is annotated as fragile X messenger ribonucleoprotein 1. Gene Ontology annotation, molecular function: translation regulator activity; protein homodimerization activity; mRNA 3'-UTR binding. NCBI's taxonomy places the organism in Eukaryota, Metazoa, Chordata, Mammalia, Primates, Lorisidae. Gene Ontology annotation, cellular component: postsynaptic density; nucleus; dendritic spine neck. The transcript is spliced from 16 exons. Bases 230 to 2065 code for a protein of 611 amino acids. Gene Ontology annotation, biological process: regulation of modification of synaptic structure; DNA damage response; negative regulation of translation. The record is from RefSeq and is a predicted model, not a curated record.
CGGCUCCGUUUCGGUUUCACUUCCGGUGGAGGGCUGUCUAGGAGCGGGCGGCAGGCCGACGGCUAUCGCGGGCGGCGGCGGUGACGGUGGCGCCGCUGCUGGGGGGCGUGCGGCAGCGCGGCGGCGGCGGCGGCGGCGGCGGCGGCGGCGGCAGCAGCGGCGGCGGCGGCGGCUGGGCCUCGAGCGCCGUGGGCUGCAGGCGCUCGGCUCGAGCAAGGCUGACGAGAAGAUGGAGGAGCUGGUGGUGGAAGUACGAGGUUCCAAUGGCGCUUUCUACAAGGCGUUUGUAAAAGAUGUUCAUGAGGAUUCAAUAACAGUUGCAUUUGAAAACAACUGGCAGCCAGAGAGGCAGAUUCCAUUCCAUGAUGUGAGAUUUCCACCUCCUGUAGGUUAUAAUAAAGAUAUAAAUGAAAGUGAUGAAGUUGAGGUUUAUUCCAGAGCAAAUGAAAAAGAGCCUUGCUGUUGGUGGUUAGCUAAAGUGAGGAUGAUAAAGGGUGAGUUUUACGUGAUAGAAUAUGCUGCAUGUGAUGCUACGUAUAAUGAGAUUGUCACCAUUGAACGUCUAAGAUCAGUGAACCCCAACAAACCUGCAACAAAAGAUACUUUCCAUAAGAUUAAACUGGACGUGCCAGAAGACUUACGGCAAAUGUGUGCCAAAGAAUCAGCACAUAAGGACUUUAAAAAGGCAGUUGGUGCAUUUUCUGUAACUUAUGAUCCAGAAAAUUAUCAGCUUGUCAUUUUGUCCAUCAAUGAAGUCACCUCAAAGAGAGCACAUAUGCUAAUUGACAUGCACUUUCGGAGUCUGCGCACUAAAUUGUCUCUGAUAUUGAGAAAUGAAGAAGCCAGUAAACAGCUGGAGAGUUCAAGGCAGCUUGCCUCAAGGUUUCAUGAACAGUUUAUUGUACGAGAAGAUUUGAUGGGUCUAGCCAUUGGUACUCAUGGUGCUAAUAUUCAGCAAGCUAGAAAAGUUCCUGGGGUCACUGCUAUUGAUCUAGAUGAAGAUACCUGCACAUUUCAUAUUUAUGGAGAGGAUCAGGAUGCAGUGAAAAAGGCCAGAAGCUUUCUUGAGUUUGCUGAAGAUGUCAUACAAGUUCCAAGGAACUUAGUAGGCAAAGUAAUAGGAAAAAAUGGAAAACUGAUUCAGGAGAUUGUGGACAAGUCAGGAGUUGUGAGGGUGAGGAUUGAGGCUGAAAAUGAAAAAAACGUCCCACAAGAAGAGGAAAUUAUGCCACCAAAUUCCCUGCCUUCCAAUAAUUCAAGGGUUGGACCUAAUCCCUCAGAAGAAAAGAAACAUUUAGAUAUAAAGGAAAACAGUGCCCAUUUUUCUCAACCAAACAGUACAAAAGUCCAGAGGGGUAUGGUGCCAUUUGUUUUUGUGGGAACAAAGGAUAGCAUCGCUAAUGCCACUGUUCUUUUGGAUUAUCACCUGAACUAUUUAAAGGAAGUAGACCAGUUGCGUUUGGAGAGAUUACAAAUUGAUGAGCAGUUGCGACAGAUUGGAGCUAGUUCUAGACCACCACCAAAUCGUACAGAUAAGGAAAAAGGCUAUGUGACUGAUGAUGGUCAAGGAAUGGGUCGAGGUAGUAGACCUUACAGAAAUAGGGGGCACGGCAGACGCGGUCCUGGAUAUACUUCAGGAACUAAUUCUGAAGCAUCAAAUGCUUCUGAAACAGAAUCUGACCACAGAGACGAACUCAGUGAUUGGUCAUUAGCUCCAACAGAGGAAGAGAGGGAGAGCUUUCUGCGCAGAGGAGACGGGCGGCGGCGUGGAGCAGGAGGAAGAGGACAGGGAGGAAGAGGACGUGGAGGAGGCUUCAAAGGAAACGACGAUCACUCCCGAACAGAUAAUCGUCCACGUAAUCCAAGAGAGGCUAAAGGAAGAACAGCUGAUGGAUCCCUUCAGAUCAGAGUUGACUGCAAUAAUGAAAGGAGUGUCCACACUAAAACAUUACAGAAUACCUCCAGUGAAGGUAAUCGGCUGCGCACGGGUAAAGAUCGUAACCAGAAGAAGGAAAAGCCAGACAGCGUGGAUGGUCAACAACCACUUGUGAAUGGAGUACCUUAAACUGCAUAAUUCCGAAGUUAUAUUUCCUAUACCAUUUCCGUACUUCUUAUUCCAUAUUAGAAAACUUUGUUAGGCCAAAGACAAAUAGUAGGCAAGAUGGCACAGGGCAUGAAAUGAACACAAAUUCUGCUAAGAAUUUUAUUAUUUUUUUAUUUGUUUAUUUAUUUAUUAUUAUUAUUAUUUUUUUUUUGCUAUUGGCCAUAAGCAACAACUUUCAGAUUUGCACAAAAAGAUAUUUUGAAAUUUAAAACAUUGCUUUUGAGUAUACUUAGCACUUCAGGGCAGGAUUUCAGUUUUAUUUUUUAAAGUACUGAACGGUGAUUUUCUUUGUUGAUUUGGACCAUUUUCUUGCAUUGGGUGAUAACUCACCAGUACAUUUUCCGUUUUUCUUAAUAAAUAGCACUUAUGGUAAUCAUAUUUGAUUUGUUUUCAGUUUCAUAUAGAAGUCCCCAUGAAAUGCUACGUCAUUUCAUGUCCUGUGUCUGUUUAUGUUUUGGUCCACUUUUCCAGUAUUUUAGUGGACCCUGAAAUGUGUGUGAUGUGACAUUUGUCAUUUUCAUUAGCAAAAAAAAAAAAAGUUGUAUGAUCUGUGCCUUUUUUAUAUCUUGGCAGGUAGGAAUAUUAUAUUUGGAUGCAGAGUUCAGGGAAGAUAAGUUGGAAACACUAAAUGUUAAAGAUGUAGCAAACCCUGUCAAACAUUAGUACUUUAUAGAAGAAUGCAUGCUUUCCAUAUUUUUUUCCUUACAUAAACAUCAGGUUAGGCAGUAUAAAGAAUAGAACUUGUUUUUGUUUUUGUUUUGUUGCACUGAAAUUUGACCAAUAGUGUUAUUGAAAGGGAUUUGUAAUCUUUCUGUAUAGACAGGAGAAGAAAUAACUAUCUUUUCAAUUGAGAGAGGCUAAAAUGUUUUCAGCUGGGAACAAAUCUUCCUGGUCGAAAGUUGGUAAGAUAUGCCUGCUCUUUGGCCUGAUGACCAAUUUAACUUAGAGUCUUUUUUUAUUUUGUCCUCCCCAAGUUUUGUGAAGUUUUUCAUAUUUUAAUUUCAAGUUUAUUUCGAGGAUAUAUAGGAAGGCCAUUUCCAUGUAUGCAUAACAAUCCUGUAAAGUACAGGUACUUUGUCUAAGAAACAUUGAAAACAGGUUAAGUGUUUUGUAAACUUUGAAAUAUAAGGUCUAAAGUAUAAGCAGAAUUGGAAAACAGACUAGAAUUAGUUAACAUACUUCUUUUCUUAUUUUUUUCCUUUUGUUUUUUGAUGUAUUGGGUUUUAGUUUUGUUUUUGAGUCUUUUCUUAAAUGAAUGAAAUUUACUGAGGAAAAAUAUGUGAAGGACCUUCACUCUAAGAUGUUAUAUUUUUCUUAAAAAAUAACUCCAAGUAGGGGUACCACUGAAUCUGUACAGAGCCGUACAAACCGAAGUUCUGCCUCUGAUGUAUUUUGUGAGUUUAUUUCUUUGAAUUUUCAUUUUACAGUUACUUUUCCUUGCAUACAAAUAAGCAUAUAAAAUGGCAACAAACUGCACACAAUUUCACGAAUAUUAAAAAGUCUUUAAAAAGGUAUUGCCAAACAUUAUUGUUGAUUUCUAGUUAUUUAUUCUGGGAAUGUAUAGUAUUUGAAAACAGAAAUUGGUACCUUGCACACAUCAUCUGUAAGUUGUUUGGUUUAAAAUACUGUAGAUAAUUAACCAAGGUAGAAUGACCUUGUAAUGUAACUGCUCUUGGGCAAUAUUCUCUGUACAUAUUAGCGACAACAGAUUGGAUUUUAUGUUGACAUUUGUUUGGUUAUAGUGCAAUAUAUUUUGUAUGCAAGCAGUUUCAAUAAAGUUUGAUCUUCCUCUGCUAAAUUGAUGUUGAUAUGCAAUCCUUACAAAUGAUUGCUUUUAAAAUUUUAAGAUAGGCAAAGAAAUCUAUAGAAAGUAUUCUGUUACAAAAUGUAACUGUUACCAUUGGAAAUUUCACGUCAUAGGAAGUUAGCCGUUAUCUACCAACUUUCAGGCACUUAAUCUUGUUUAAUAAAGUGAAAAAAAUCAACAAAAUGGUACAAAAACAAUGUACCAUUACAAUAUGCACUAAGUCUCUUUUUUACAAAGGCUGAAGUCAGCAAGGCGCUAACUUGCUUAAAUGUGAAUUACUAACUUCUAAAACUGUAAUUUGAUUCACAUGUUUUCAAAUGGAGUUGGAGUUGAUUCAUAUUACAAUAUUUGUGUGCUAAAUGUGUAUGUUUUUCAGUUAAAAGUCAUGAUGUUUUUAAAAUCUUAUUAAAGUUUCAAAAAUCUGGAGAUUGUUUAUCUAGAUGUAAAUUUUUAUUAAAAAGUUGCACUUAUGAAAAAGCAAAAAA